This is a messenger RNA of Oncorhynchus nerka (sockeye salmon), 657 nucleotides long. RefSeq names its product pseudouridylate synthase TRUB2, mitochondrial-like. Bases 1 to 657 code for a protein of 218 amino acids. Gene Ontology annotation, molecular function: pseudouridine synthase activity; RNA binding. The record is from RefSeq and is a predicted model, not a curated record. The transcript has 6 exons. NCBI's taxonomy places the organism in Eukaryota, Metazoa, Chordata, Actinopteri, Salmoniformes, Salmonidae. Gene Ontology annotation, biological process: RNA processing; pseudouridine synthesis.
AUGUUUGUUGGCCAGGCAAACAAGGCUUUGACUGAUCUCUACAGAUCUCAUGUCACUAGAGAUUAUACAUUGGAGGGUGAAUUCGGGAUGGUCACAGACAACUUCUCUCACACAGGCCGCCUCAUAGAGAGAACCACAUAUGGUAGUUACACACAUGGCCAGCUGGAGAAAGUCCUGGCCAUGAUCCAGGGAUCCAAUCAGAAGGCCUUGCUCAUGUACUCUAAGGUGGACAUGAACACCCAGGAGGCCUAUGAGCUGGCUGCGAAGGGGAAACUCCAUCCCGACUGGAACUCUCCCCCUAUUAUGACAGGCCUGCGUUUAUUACACUUCCAACCACCCCACUAUACCUUGGAGGUGCAGUGUUUGAAUGAAACCCAGCGUUACCUAUGCAGAAUCUUCCAUGAGUUGGGCUUGGAGCUCCGCAGCACGACUGUAUGUAAAGCAGUGUGCCGCACCAGUGAUGGACCCUUGACCGUACAGCACGCUUUGACCCGCCAACACUGGACUGCCCCUGAUGUUACACAGGCCAUCCAACAGUCCAGGAAGGGUAGAAAAUCCAAGAGCACACAGCCAGGGGAGAAUACAGGAACAGCCAGGGGAGAAUACAGGAACAGCCAGGGGAGAAUACAGGAACAGCCAGGCGAAGACAGGAAAUAG